AGAAUGAAUAUCAAACGCCGUUUUAACGCCUCAUAGCAAGAUAGAUAGGUUGUAGGGGUAUGUGGAAGGAGGGGUUCGUUUCCUCUGUGGGUGAGAGAUGAAACGAAGCGCUCCGUGUGUGUGUGUGUGUGUGUGUGUGUGUGUGUGUGUGUGUGGAUGCAUUAGUCAUUACUUUGAGAACAAGAACGCAGAAGUCAAAAAUGAAAGCAGAAACAGGGUUCACUCAAUCUGUCAUGGAAUAUCUCAUCUUGCGUAACUUCGUUGCAGUAGUAAAGAAGGAAAGAGAUUGAAAGAGUCUCUUUUCUUCCUGA
Molecule: messenger RNA, 311 nt
Organism: Aspergillus welwitschiae
Lineage: Eukaryota; Fungi; Ascomycota; Eurotiomycetes; Eurotiales; Aspergillaceae
Exons: 1
Coding region: 98-256 (52 amino acids)
Source: RefSeq, a predicted model, not a curated record